GUUUUCCCUUCCGUGCAAGCUGGAUGUUUUUGAUUUGACUCAUUGUGGCUUGCAGCGUAUUUUGUGCUGUAGCUGUAGCUUUGAAGCUCUCCUUUUGCACUCGCGCGAUGGCAGUCGCUUUCAAGAUGGAGCUCUCGCGGCCAGCGCCCUUGCAGCUGCCAUCAGAACCGCCUUCGCCUGCUGGGUCGCUGGUCUUUACGCCAGGAAAUGCCCCUUCCACAUAUUGGAGGACUACCAUUUGCCCUGGUGCUCCAUACAAGCGCGACCAGCGCGCGGGAUCCACCCCGAGGUCUGGGCCCCCGACUCCAGCAGUGUCGUGGCCAAGCCCGACCAGCUUGGCCUUCGAGCCUAGCUUUCAGCUUACGCCCACGAAUACUUUGAGCUCUGCUUUUCCAGAGACAUUUUUCAGGCCCACGAGGCCAACGCUGCGGCGUGCCUGUACCUUGCCCCCAGCACAUGAGACGGUGGAUUCGGACGACGACGAGGAGCUGCUGGACUUCCAGAUCGAUCGCACUGUCUCCGAGCCUCACGUGCCUCAGGCCGUAUGGAAGGAAGACGGUCGGCGCCGGCGCACGCGAUUCCACAUGUCAACCAGGAUGUGGACCUGCAGAGGACUCCGCCUCCCAAGGCGGGUGAGGACAUGCUGCACCGUGACGCGACGAGGACGCCGGAGGACAAGCUCCAAGGGGUUCGUCGUUUGCGUUGGGUGCCGGAGAACGGCAAAUGUGAGCUCCCGAAGUAGCUGGUGGAGAACCAGUGGUGGAUGAGGAUUCUGAUGCGGAUCCUACAAUUCGUUGCAUUAGACUGUGGCAUACCGGUCCGCAAAGGUUGGAGAUGCGGCC
Molecule: messenger RNA, 842 nt
Organism: Durusdinium trenchii
Lineage: Eukaryota; Dinophyceae; Suessiales; Symbiodiniaceae
Source: the annotation of a GenBank genome assembly